This is a messenger RNA of Trametes versicolor FP-101664 SS1, 1122 nucleotides long. RefSeq names its product ATPase. Bases 43 to 1083 code for a protein of 346 amino acids. Gene Ontology annotation, cellular component: mitochondrial outer membrane. Gene Ontology annotation, molecular function: ATP hydrolysis activity; ATP binding. The transcript has 9 exons. The record is from RefSeq and is a predicted model, not a curated record. Lineage: Eukaryota; Fungi; Basidiomycota; Agaricomycetes; Polyporales; Polyporaceae.
CUCCCACAUCUUUGCGUAACAUAACAGCACGGGCGACUGGCUAUGGCGGUCUCGGCCUCCACGAAAAGGGCGAUUGUGGACGUUGCUAUCUUUGUGGCCUCCCAAGCCGCCUUGUAUUACACACUAAGAUGGGUCAUGGACACCAUGUCACCCGUCGAACGGAAGGAGGUGAAGCAGAAGAGCCUGAAAGCCCUGGAGAGCUUAGGACACAAGGACCUCAAACUGGAUGAAUAUGAAAGCCAAAUUGCUUCCGAGGUCAUACACCCAGAUGACAUCGACGUUCGAUUCACCGACAUUGGUGGCCUGGACCCCAUCAUUUCCUCCCUGCGCGAGUCUGUCAUCUUCCCGCUCCGCUUCCCGCACCUCUUCGCCUCCUCAUCCCUCCUCGGCGCUCCCAAGGGCGUGUUGCUCUUCGGUCCGCCAGGUUGUGGCAAGACGAUGCUUGCAAAGGCGCUCGCAAAGGAGUCCGGCGCAACGUUCAUCAACAUCGCCGCGUCCGUACUCACGAACAAGUGGUACGGCGAGUCGAACAAGCUCGUCGCGGGUCUCUUCUCGCUCGCGCGCAAGACGCAGCCGAGUAUUGUGUUCAUCGACGAGAUCGACUCCUUCCUGCGCGAGCGCACGAAGGGCGACCACGAAGUCACGGGCAUGAUGAAGGCUGAGUUCAUGACACUCUGGGACGGCCUCACCUCGAGCACCGACCGGAUACUAGUCCUCGGCGCAACGAACAGGCCGAAUGACAUUGACUCUGCCAUCCUCCGCCGCAUGCCCAAACGUUUUUCGAUAGGCCUGCCAGAUGUGGAUCAGCGCGAGAAAAUCCUCAGCCUCAUGCUUACAGAUACCCCCCUCGCGCCUGAAUUUUCAAUCCGGUUACUCGCGGAGCAAGCAGACGGCCUGUCAGGUUCUGACUUGAAAGAGCUGUGUCGAAACGCGGCGAUGCGCCCCAUGCGCGAGUUUAUGCGACAGGCCGACGGCGACCACGAGAAGCUUGCCCAAAGCCAGAACGACGGAUUCAAGCUGCGACCACUAACGAUGGACGACUUCUUCCAGCUCGACGGCGCGAGCGUGCUCCCUGUCGACUAGCUACGUUUAUAACGCGGGUUAUGAAGGACAUGAUACCUU